AGCCUCUGUGUAACCAGACACCCCCCAGUUCCAAUGUUGCCCAUCGACAUACCCUUGCUCUCUCUGCCACAUUCUAUAACUUGCUCUGCUGCCAACCUCAAAAGGAGCAGAACCCCAUGUUAUAACAUUGUGCCGUCACCCAUGAGUUCUGGGUGCCAAACUGACAUUUCUGUAGUUCAACUGCAACUCUCCCCAUCCUGUAUGAGCUGCAUUUAAACAAGAGCUGGAGGGCCAUAGGUUGGAUCAUUCCUGCUGAAGUCCAGAUGGAGCAGGCGAGGAGCCGAAAAGUGACGUGAUAGUGUUAUAUUUGAAUAGAGUGACCUUGUGGGACACAGCUGUCUAGGUAAAGUUUUCUCCAUCUGUUGAUUUUAUUUCCCCUUGAAGUAAUAUACAAUUUUAUAUCUGUUGCCAAAUAGAAAAUUAAUCGGAGCUUUCAGGCGGCAGUUUACAAACCCAGAAAUGUACAAGUGUUUUCCUCGGGGGAAUGGAGGCAUUAUUACGCAGUUUCUCUAAAUCCCCGGUGCAGGCUCUGAUCCUGCUGUAGGUUGACUUGCCCUUUGGUCAGAAUGUUUGCGGCUGAGUCCACUGAUGUGUAAGAGAAUAGGGGGGCUGAAUUCUCCAGCUGCAGAGAGAGAGAUAAAGGAGGGGGCUCAUAUACAUUCACGCUCCAGAGCUACUGGUGAGAUUCCUGGGAUUUUUUUCGGCUAUAAAAAAAAAGCAAGGUUGGCAGUUCAAUUGAUUUCCCUUCACUCCCCCCCCUGGUUUGAGGAAACCCCUCAUGACAAUGCAUACUGAUACAGGCUGAGCAAGAUCUCAGCAUCUCCUCGCAGCAGUCACUAUGUGUUGCAGCAAGUCACUGGCUUCUUCCCAAACGAGGAGCUGCAGUAUUUUCCUUCCUUCCAAGGAAUAAUUUCAAGCCACUUGAGCUGACAUGACAACCCUGGGCGAGUGUGCUAAGUAGGGGUCCGCAUCCUCCGACAUGCAAAGUCUCUCCACACCUGCUUUUCCCAGUGUAAAACUAAUUGGCCCCUGUGGAAAGGGGGGACCCGGCGUUUGCUGCACCACCGAUUCCCACCAGCCGAGGAUGAGACCCCUGAAUGGAGCCCAGGUAGCCAGGCGUGUGGCGUGAGGAUAGAAGACUUCCGAGGGGGUCUGCGUUGCGUGUUGCACUUCAUGAGCCGUGGUGGAGCUUGACUUGUGAAGACCUCAGAGCUGCUGCACUCAAGGAAUGUCCCCUCUUGUUAAAAAACCUGACUGCUUUACACCAAUGAUUUGCCACUGCAAAGUUGCUUGCACCAACAACACUUUGUCGUUGAUGUUCGGAUGCAAGAAAUAUCGCUAUCAAGAUGAAGACACGCCUCCUCAUGAUCACUCAUUACUUCGGCUAACUCACGAUGGGAAAGGUCCCGAACUUGUCCAUGUGUCAGAAAAGAACUUAUCGCAAAUAGAAAAUGUCCAUGGAUAUGUGAUGCAAUCGCAUAUAUCACCGCUAAAGGCCAGUCCUGCACCCAUCAUUGUAAACACGGACACUUUGGAUACAAUACCCUAUGUCAGCUACACACCGUUUCAUGAAAAUGCGAUCAAUGGAACUGAAAUUGAAUAUGAGUUUGAAGAAAUUACUUUGGAGCGGGGAAAUUCAGGCUUGGGAUUUAGUAUUGCUGGAGGUAUCGACAACCCUCAUGUUGGAGAUGACCCAGGAAUAUUCAUUACAAAGAUCAUUCCAGGGGGAGCAGCAGCAGAAGAUGGCAGACUCAGGGUGAACGACUGUAUUCUGAGAGUGAAUGAAUCGGAUGUUUCGGAAGUUUCGCACAGCCGGGCAGUUGAAGCUCUGAAGGAAGCCGGCUCCAUUGUCCGCCUCUACAUACGACGAAGGAGGCCCAUCCUAGAAACUGUUGUAGAAAUCAAACUUUUCAAAGGGCCAAAAGGUCUGGGCUUCAGCAUUGCGGGUGGAGUUGGAAAUCAGCACAUUCCUGGGGACAACAGUAUAUAUGUAACCAAAAUCAUUGAUGGUGGAGCAGCACAAAAAGAUGGCAGACUACAAGUUGGAGAUAGGCUACUAAUGGUCAACAAUUACAGCUUAGAAGAAGUUACGCAUGAGGAAGCAGUGGCCAUCCUGAAGAACACAUCUGAUGUUGUUUAUUUAAAAGUGGGAAAACCAACCACAAUAUAUAUGACAGACCCAUAUGGACCCCCAGAUAUUACCCACUCAUACUCACCACCUUUGGAAAGUCACAUUCUAAGUUCGGCCAACAAUGGGACUUUGGAAUACAAGAGCCCUCUAGCACCUAUUUCUCCGGGAAGAUAUUCCCCAAUCCCAAAGCACAUGCUUGUGGAGGAUGACUAUACCAGGUCUCCUGAACCCGUUUACAGCACUGUGAAUAAACUGGUGGAGAAGCCUUCUUCCCCGCGACAUUUCUCCCCUGUAGAAUGCGACAAAAGUUUCCACCUCACCUCUCCAUAUCCGACCUUCCAUGGAGGGCUCAUGUCUGAGUCAGAAAUUUCCAGAGAACCCCGCAAAGUAGUCCUGCACAAAGGGUCCACAGGACUUGGUUUUAACAUUGUUGGAGGAGAAGAUGGAGAAGGGAUCUUUAUCUCCUUCAUCCUCGCAGGGGGACCAGCGGAUCUGAGCGGGGAGCUCCAAAGGGGAGACCAAAUCAUUUCAGUGAAUGGCAUAGACCUUCGUGGUGCAUCCCAUGAGCAGGCCGCUGCCGCACUGAAAGGGGCAGGCCAGACAGUGACAAUUGUAGCCCAAUAUCAGCCAGAAGCGUACGCUCGAUUUGAGGCCAAAAUCCAUGAUCUACGCGAACAGAUGAUGAAUCACAGUAUGAGUUCUGGGUCCGGCUCGCUGAGAACUAACCAGAAGCGUUCCCUCUAUGUAAGAGCCAUGUUUGACUAUGAAAAGAGCAAAGACAGUGGUCUCCCUAGUCAAGGGCUCAGCUUCAGAUAUGGGGACAUUCUACAUGUGAUCAAUGCUUCUGAUGAUGAAUGGUGGCAAGCCAGAAGGGUGACUCAGGAUGGAGACAGCGAGGAGAUGGGAGUUAUACCCAGCAAAAGAAGGGUUGAAAGAAAGGAGAGAGCCCGCUUAAAGACUGUAAAAUUUAAUGCCAAGCCUGGGGUGAUUGAUUCUAGAGGGUCAUUCAAUGACAAGCGUAAAAAGAACUUCAUCUUUUCACGAAAGUUCCCUUUCUUCAAGAACAAGGAUCAGACUGAGCAAGAGACCAGUGAUCCAGAACGAGGCCAAGAAGACUGCAUUCUCUCCUAUGAACCCGUCACAAGGCAAGAAAUUAAUUAUACCAGGCCUGUAAUUAUUCUGGGUCCUAUGAAAGACCGGGUCAAUGAUGACCUGAUAUCUGAAUUUCCUGACAAGUUUGGCUCAUGCGUGCCACAUACUACAAGACCAAAGAGAGACUAUGAAAUGGAUGGCAGAGAUUACCACUUUGUUGCAUCAAGAGAACAAAUGGAAAAGGACAUUCAAGAGCACAAAUUCAUAGAGGCCGGGCAAUACAAUGAUAACUUGUAUGGGACUAGUGUACAGUCAGUAAAGUUUGUUUCAGAAAGGGGCAAGCACUGUAUCCUAGACGUAUCAGGAAACGCUAUCAAGCGACUACAAGUAGCACAACUCUACCCAAUAGCUAUUUUCAUUAAACCCAAGUCUGUAGAGUCACUAAUGGAAAUCAGUAAACGACUGACAGAGGAGCAAGCUAAGAAAACAUUUGAUCGAGCACUUAAAUUAGAGCAAGAAUUUGGGGAGUUUUUUACAGCUAUUGUUCAAGGCGACACUUUGGAGGAUAUUUAUAACUCAUGCAAGCAGGUUAUCGAGGAGCAAUCAGGGCCUUUUAUCUGGGUUCCAUCAAAGGAGAAAUUAUAACUUCACAACUAGUCAUAAAAUGGAAUUGAAGACUCAAAGAAAGCUCUAGAAUUUAACUUUUUUUUUUUUUUAGGUUUUGUAGUAUUUCUGUUCUUGCGGUCUUUACAUUUCUAAUGAAUGUACAACAACAAAAACAAAUAUUUGCCGGAGUGUGGGACUGUUAAAUUCUGAACAUAAUCAUGGAUGACCAUUGUACUGUCAUGGAGAGGGAUUGUGAUUUAGAGACUUUUCUGGGAGAAGAACAAACUCAAUUACAACUUUCUGUUUACUCAAGGAUCGGAGUCUUCAUCAGAAUGGAACAUCGACUAAGGACAAUGCAUUGGAUCAUCUGAAUUAUAUGGACCCCCUAGUCCACUUGUGCUUGUUCAGUUUGUUGAUUGCUCUAAUGAAACUAUCUAAUUCCAGACUUGCUAUACUUCUCCUCACAUGCAGCAUACAACAAUACAUGUUUUUUACAUUUAUAAGAUUUUUUUUUUUAAGAUGGCAAAUCGGACAUUAUAUUUUCAUCAGCAAGCAGACAUGUCCACCAUACCCAUUGGCUGAACAGAAAAAAAGAAAACAUGGUCAACAGAAACAUUAUCAUUUGCUAUUUGUUCUUGUUAAUUGUUUUUUAUUUUGUUUUUAGAUCAAAUUCAGUGUUGAAAUUGAAAUUGUAGAUGAAAUGCAAAAUAUUCUGUAAAUGUAUCAAUUUCUUAUAUUUUCCAUCAGUUCUACCAAAUAAGGUAUCCAGGGAAAAGAACUGACUCUCUACUAAAUUUAUUUUAUACCUCUGGCAUCGAUAACAUUUAUGGGGAAAAAAUGUUUUAUUUUGGGUUGAAUUUACUGAAAUUUUAGAUGAAGUGCAACAUAUUUUAUAAAUGUAUCAAUUUUCUGUUUUCCCAAGACAUUCUCUCCCGAAUACACCUAAAUAGCAUUUAAAAAAACAAAGAAAGAAAGAAAACUACCUUUUUAGUUUGGACCAAAUUCUAUAUUUACUGAAAUUUUAGAUGAAAUGCAACACAUUCUAUAAAUUAAUUUUUUUUUUAAUAUUCCCAUAUUUUUUUCCAACUAAGUGAUCCAAAUUUGUCUCCUAAGUUUACUGAGCAUCUCUGGCGUCAACUGCAUUUCUAAAAAAAAACAAAAAACAUAUUACUUGCAUCAAAUUCUGUAUUGUACUUGAAUUGAAGAUGAAAUUAAACAUAUCCUAUAUAUAUAUAUAUUUAAUUUUGACAUCAGUUCUGCCAAAUGAUUUAACCAGGGAGAAAAAAAAUCUCUCCUGAAUUUACUUUACAUCCCUAUCAUCGAUUGCUUUUCUUUAUUUUGGGUCAAAUUCUUAUUAUUUAAAAUACAGAAUAAAUACAUUUUAGUAGAAAUGCAAC
This is a messenger RNA of Xenopus laevis (African clawed frog), 5226 nucleotides long. It is a transcript of the gene dlg2.L, whose product is annotated as disks large homolog 2. NCBI's taxonomy places the organism in Eukaryota, Metazoa, Chordata, Amphibia, Anura, Pipidae. The record is from RefSeq and is a predicted model, not a curated record. The coding region runs from base 1229 to 3868 and encodes 879 amino acids. The transcript has 22 exons.